This is a messenger RNA of Postia placenta MAD-698-R-SB12, 522 nucleotides long. RefSeq lists its product as hypothetical. The record is from RefSeq and is a predicted model, not a curated record. Lineage: Eukaryota; Fungi; Basidiomycota; Agaricomycetes; Polyporales; Adustoporiaceae. The transcript has 2 exons. The annotation marks the transcript as partial.
CUCGAAGGAAUCAUCAACGAGGCGAAGGAGAGGAAGGAGAAGGAAAGGCAGACAAAAGCAACACCCAUCCCUCCACCGCAUAGCGCUAACCCCGAACCCCCCGCCAGUCCCGUCACGGGACCCUCGCGCCCCCGCCCCAAUACACCCGUCGUCUUUCGCAAAGUCGAUCCCGACUGGACACCGGACACCACUCAAUGGACGUGGGACAGCUCCUGGCCGAAUCAGAAGCACCUCUCUGGCGAGGAAUGGAUGAACGUAGGGAGGAACGCGCGCAAGGAGUGGUUUGACGAAGAGGAGGACGACAGCGUAGAUUGGGAGUUGUAUGGAGAUGGUGAGCAGGCAGCAGAGGCCGGCUUAUAUACAGGGGAGGAUAAGGGCAGGCUGUGCGCACUGGUCCGUGCGCAGCUGGUCCGUGCACAGCAUGCUGAUGUGGCCCCAGGGGCCGGUGAGUCAGAGAGGCUGUGUCAGCGGAGCCCGAGCUGUGCCGCGCACUGCCGCCCAUCUAAUCUAAUCGUACAGUAG